AUUGUAGUUAAUGUGUGUGUGUGUGUCUGUCGCUCCAGAGGUGGUCACUGGGAAUGCCGGGAGGGAGCAGAAAGAGGUGCCAGGGCGGGAGCGAGAGCGGCCCCUUAUAGAGCUAAGCUUUGGGAAGGAUUUGCAGCUCACAAAGUGGACCAUCCAGAGGGUCCAUAAUUCUCCUGCGAGAGGAGCAUCAGUGUUCUGGCCCGCCUGCACACAAACAAAGCCGACAUGUGCACGCCGGGCUCCCAAACUUCUCUUGCACGUCUCCGCUAGUACCACAUCAGAACCGCCUUGAAAGAUGACGUCCGCCACACCCCCUUCCUCCCGUAGCCCCUCCCCCCAGAAAGUGUGCCACUCCCAGACCCAGACGGACGUUUUGAAACCCCUGCUGGGCGGCGGCCUCUCUGGCGCGGGCGGGACGCUGAGGAAGAGGAGGCGGGUCAUGUCCAAAGAUGGGCGGAGCAACGUGCGCAUCGAGCACGUCAGCGGGCAGAGCUCGCUGUACAUGCGUGACCUGUGGACCACAUUCCUGGACAUGCAGUGGCGCUACAAGUUCUUCCUGUUCACCGCCACCUUUGCGGGGACAUGGUUCUUCUUUGGGGUGCUGUGGUACCUGCUGGCGCUGGCGCACGGCGAUCUGCUGGAGUUUGACCCUCCGUCCAACCACACGCCCUGUGUGCUGCAGAUGCAGACCCUGACGGGCGCCUUUCUCUUCUCGCUGGAGUCCCAGACCACCAUCGGUUACGGCUUCCGCUGCAUCACAGAGGAAUGCCCGGUGGCCAUCGUCCUCCUCAUCAUCCAGCUGGUCCUCACCAUGCUGAUGGAGAUCUUCAUAACUGGAACCUUCCUGGCUAAGGUUGCUCGGCCGAAAAAGCGAGGCGAGACCGUAAAGUUCAGCCAGCACGCUGUGGUGUCGACACAGGAGGGUCGACCCUGCCUGAUGAUCAGGGUGGCCAACAUGCGCAAAAGUCUUCUACUGGGCUGCCAGGUCACGGGUAAGCUGCUCCAGACGUCUCUGACCAAGGAGGGUGAAACGGUCCGUCUGGACCAGAGGAACGUUGCCUUCCAAGUGGACACGUCCAGCGACAGCCCCUUCCUCAUCCUGCCACUCACCUUCUCCCACAUCAUUGAUGACGGCAGUCCUCUGAAAGCUUGGGCGGCCAAGGGUGGCGGCUGGACGGACCCAGACUUGGCCGACUUUGAGUUGCUGGUGAUCUUGAGCGCCACCGUGGAGCCCACCUCAGCCACAUGCCAAGUCCGCACGUCCUACCUGCCCGACGAGAUCCUCUGGGGCUACGAGUUCCCCCCCGUAGUCUCCCUCUCCCAGUCGGGCAAAUACGUGGCGGACUUUGCUUUCUUCGACAAAGUGGCCAAGAGCAAAAGCGCACCGGUGUUUAAAUCUUCCAGCCACGCCUACCAGAGCAACGGGGGCGGGACUGUUCCCGAGGUGUCCGACAAAGAGAAGAUCCGUCUGGAGCAGAGCUACCGGGAGCGCGGGGAGGACCGCGAGCGGGUCAGGGACUCUAAGAUUAGCGUGCGCAUUAGCAACGUGUGAAAACGUGGCGUGGCACUUAAACAUCCAAUAGUACUUCAAAACAAAAUGGUGGGAGGCGGUACAUGAGAACGUACACAAUGACCUCGGCCAUGGUGAUAUAUAUUUUUAAAAAUAUUAAAAACACUACAUUUACUGUCUUUUGUCCACACGCUAACUGUGCCUUUGCCAGAAAUGACUUUCUUCAUGGCUUCUGAUUGGCCACCAUGGCCUUAAGGUUUGGAAACUUUAGCGCCCCCUCUUGCUUUGGCAUACACACGGCAGCUUGCUAAAUGUGUAUGAACACAAGAGUGUGGACCUGAACUGUAAUGUUAAAAAAAAGAAGUUAUUACACUAACAGAACAUAACACCACCUAACCUCAUAAAAUGUUUUCAUUUCAACGACAUGCCACACAAUCAUGUAUUUAUCAAGUAAAUGAAAGCAUACUACUAAAACAUAUACAGAUAAAUGGAUAACCUGCCGUGACACAUUUGUAUAUGGAAAUACUUAUGAUUAAUAUCACAUCACCCUUGUCACGAAACCCACAAACCACUUCCAUGUGACACUAACAGAAGUUUCCUGUCACAGUGGCGGAACCGUUAUGCAAAAUAUCAUAUAGAGUCGUGAUCAAAAGUUACACUUGUAAAGAACAUAAUGUCAUGGCUGUCUUGAGUUUCCAAUCAUUUUUACAACUCUUAUUUUUUUGUGAUAGAGUGAUUGGAGCACAUACUUGUUGGUCACAAAAGACAUUCUUGAAGUUUGGUUCUUUUAUGAAUUUAUUGUGGGUCUACUGAAAACGUGACAUCACGCGGGCAAAAGAUAAGACCUUCUGGAGGAAAGUUCGGUGGUCAGAUGAAACAAAAAUUGGGCUGUUUGGCCACAAUGCCCAGCAAUAUGUUUGGAGGAGAAAAGGUGAGGCCUUUAAUCCCAGGAACAGCAUGCCUACCGUCAAGCAUGGUGGUGGUAGUAUUAUGCUCUGGGCCUGUUUUGCUGCCAAUGGAGAGUAAAUGGGAGAAUGAAAAAGGAGGAUUACCUCCAAAUUCUCCAGGACAACCUAAAAUCAUCAUCCUGGAGGUUGGGUCUUGGGUGCAGUUGGGUGUUCCAACAGGACAAUGAAACCCAAACACACGUCGAAAGUAGUAAGGGAAUGGCUAAAUCAGGCUAGAAUGAAGGUUUUAGAAUGGCCUUCCCAAAGUCCUGACUUAAACGUGUGGACAAUGCUGAAGAAACAAGUCCAUGUCAGAAAACCAACACAUUUAGCUGAACUGCACCAAUUUUGUCAAGAGGAGUGGUCAAAAAUUCAACCAGAAGCUUGUGGAUGGCUACCAAAAAGCGCCUUAUUGCAGUGAAACUUGCCAAGGGACAUGUAAGCAAAUAUUAACAUUGCUGUAUGUAUACUUUUGACCCAGCAGAUUUGCUCACAUUUUCAGUAGACCCAUAAUAAAUUCAUAAAAGAACCAAACUUCAUGAAUGUUUUUUGUGACCAACAAGUAUGUGCUCCAAUCACUCUAUCACAAAAAAAUAAAAAUGAUUGUAAACUCAAGACAGCCAUGACAUUAUGUUCUUUACAAGUGUAUGUCAACUUUUGACCACGACUGUAUGUACACCAGACAAAACAAAUGCAUUUUUUCAUAACUGAUUGACAAAUAAAACCUAAAUUAUAAUACUGUAUAUCUAAUAAUUGAUAUUUUGCAAAUGCAGGGGUACCUUCAGAUAGUAGCCAUUGCAAAAGGUAAGACGACAACCGAAUAGUACAAAAAACACAAAUUUACGACACACACACACACACACACACACACACACACACACACACACACACACACACACACACACACACACACACACACACACACACACACACACACACACACACACACACACACACACACACACACACACACACACACACACACACACACACACACACACACAAUAACACAGAA
Entelurus aequoreus (snake pipefish) is the source of this 3472-nucleotide messenger RNA. Its product is annotated as ATP-sensitive inward rectifier potassium channel 10-like. The coding region runs from base 296 to 1552 and encodes 418 amino acids. NCBI's taxonomy places the organism in Eukaryota, Metazoa, Chordata, Actinopteri, Syngnathiformes, Syngnathidae. Gene Ontology annotation, biological process: potassium ion import across plasma membrane; regulation of monoatomic ion transmembrane transport. The record is from RefSeq and is a predicted model, not a curated record. Gene Ontology annotation, molecular function: inward rectifier potassium channel activity. Gene Ontology annotation, cellular component: plasma membrane. The transcript has 6 exons.